This is a messenger RNA of Brettanomyces nanus, 2436 nucleotides long. RefSeq lists its product as uncharacterized. Gene Ontology annotation, biological process: telomere maintenance via telomere lengthening. Gene Ontology annotation, molecular function: double-stranded telomeric DNA binding; protein homodimerization activity. NCBI's taxonomy places the organism in Eukaryota, Fungi, Ascomycota, Pichiomycetes, Pichiales, Pichiaceae. The transcript has a single exon. The record is from RefSeq and is a predicted model, not a curated record. The coding region runs from base 1 to 2436 and encodes 811 amino acids.
AUGACGGAGCCGCCUAUUACCAGCGGCCAGAAUCAAUCAGAACACAAAACACGGCAGAAACAAUUCUCUCCACAGUCAUCCUCAACCCAAUCGACUGUAUUUGAUGCGAAUUUUCAAAAUGAGUUAGACAGAAUGGAAGCAGAGUUACAGAAUCAUAGCAAAGGAAAGAAAUCUGCGCAGGCCAAUGAACAUGGUACACAAACACGGCCAGAAAUUAAUUAUUUGGAGUCCAAUUUGAAGUACUUGGACAAAUUGAAUGAUGAAGAGUUAAGUCAGCACCUUCAAAAGAUCAUUGUUGGCGAGGAUUUAUCUAAGAGUGUGGAAGAACAAACUGACAAAGCAGUGCAAGCAGCAUCGUCGGCUUCACCUUUGAUUAACAAAUCAAGUGAUGCCCUUAUAUCCGGGCUUCAUUCUUCAAGUCCGCCUCAGGUUGAAAAGAAUUUGGAGACCAGAAAUGAUGGUGGUAGAGAGAAUCAUGACAGCGAUGAUGAUGAUGAUGAUAUUGACAAGGAGUUGGAGGUAUUUCAGCGAGUGCAAGAAGAGGUUCAGCAAGAAGUCAAAAGAAACGGCAUUCAACCUCUUGAUGAGGAUGUAGAGCAAAAUACGGACAGUUUUAAAAGGCAGGUGGCAAAUGAAGGCAGUAUCAUCUCUGAUUCCAAGCCUGCCACGAAGAAUGGAGAUAUAAAUGAGCCUGUCUUAAUGGGUAAGGUCAGUGCGAGUGGUGAAAAUAAUCUGGAAAAAGAGCCUGGCUUUCACACUACUGGAACGACUACUACGUAUAAGGGUGUAUCGAUUCCGGCGAACAGCGAACUCGUGAGAAGCCGUGAAUCUGGGGUGCUGAAAGCUUAUAAGCAGCUGUUGGAAGGACACGAAACGACUAAGACACAUAUCGACAUAGCAGGAGCUCAACUUGCAGCGCUUCCGUUGACAGUAACUGCUCCUGAACAUCUCUCCUUUAAUGUGCAGAUGCUUAUCAAUACACUACCUGUUUUGGAUAACUUAGCUACGCAGAUUUUACGCAUAAUUUCUCAAGGACCGUUCCAAAAAGUGAUGGAGAUCGUGGCCAACAGAGAUUCAUACAGUGGUAUUGCAUUUGGAAAUAUGGUGGAGUUGUUCGAAACUACCAAGCGGAUUUAUAACUCCGAAGAGAAUCCGUUCUUCACAGUAGAGAACGUGACGUUUGGUCUAUGGAAAUUUGGAGAAGACGCACCCGACUUCCUAAAAGGAAAAGAGGAAACACUAGAAGGUACUCUUCGGAAGGUUAAUUUGGCGACAUUUUUACUAGCUACCCUGGGUCUAAUAGACCUUGGCUUUUUCUUUUUGAAUGAGGCAUUCUUGGACGUUUUCUGUCCGCCGAAGAAUUUGGAUCCAUCCAAAUCUAUCAGUCAGAUGAAGCAGAAUGAUUCGUUGCAGAGUAUUAUGCCUGCAGAAUCUUCACAGUCAUCUCAUACUUAUAUGCAUAGUCAGACGAAAUUUCUAAAAUCACAGGCUAUAUUAUAUUUGGACCUUAAGACGCAGGCAUUUAUUUCGGCUAUGGAGUUGGGAGACCGAUCAAAGAAUGAGAUCAUUCAAGAUUUAUUUCCCGACAAUCUGGAUGCAAUUCUUAUGAAGAGGAAAGACUCAAACUUUGAUGAAAGCAAAACGAAAGUUGUUCGUAAUUUAAAACCUUUCACUUCAGCAGAGUUGGACUUCCUCUCUAGAUGCGAUUCUAGAAAAAAGAAUUUGCUGGAGGAGAAGAAUGAGUCAACAUUGAUGGAGAAGUAUGAGUGGAUGAAGUUUUUGAAUGACCUUCUAGAUUAUGUUUCAAAGAACGUUGGAUUCCUCAUCUGGGGACCUAAGGGUAAAUUUUCAAAUCAAUUGGACAAGCAUACUUCAGUUUAUAAGGAGAUUAGAAAAAUUCCUGAUAGUGAUAGUGGCAAGAGGAAAGCAGUGCCUGAAGAAGGCGAUACCGAAGCUUCUGCAAAGAAAAAGGCAAGACAAAAUAGAUCUGCCACUUUUAGGAGAACUUGGACGCCAGAAGAAGAAAAUGCAUUAAGAGAUGGACUCAAGCUGAAAGGAACUCAUUGGACAGCAAUUUUGGAACUGUACGGCCCUGGUGGUUCUGUUAAUGAGGCGUUGAAGAACAGAACCUCGUUGCAGUUGAAAGAUAAGGCCCGAAACUGGAAGCUUUAUUUUCUAAAGAACGACCUGAAGGUACCAAGCUACUUGACAAAAGCUACGGGUGGCUCCGAUAAGGCCGCAAGUCCCGCUGGGAGUAAGCAGCACACUGAAAUUUUGGAGGGAACCCCUUCUGCAACAAUCGUCAAUGGCUUAUCCAAGCCCGAUGUGACUGAGGGUAGUAGUGAAGCCACUAUUAAGGAAAGUUCUACUAAGACCGAUGCUGGAAAGGAUGCCACAGAUGAGUUUAAAAAUUUGGUGGCACAGGCUUUCAAUUGA